UCAUACUCGCAUCGUUCCCUCUCAACCAUUUCUAUCAAAGAUUGAAGAUUACGUUUUCCCAUCUCGUUAUCUCUGUCUGUCUCUAGUAGUUUCGGUGUUUUUUUGAUCAGAUUCUGUCCAUUGAAGGCUUUGAGAAAAAGCAAUUACUCCAUUUGUGUCGAUCUGUUCUGGUUGCUGCUUAACGAUUAGAACACAUGGCUGUGGAACAAGGUUUCUUUCAACCAGAAGCUCAAUUUGAAUAUGAUGGAGAUGUUUCAUUCAAGCAGAAGUGGGAUGCCAUCGACAGCUCGAAGGAAGUCUCAGGUAACAUUGGUGGCUGCUUUGAUUGCAACAUAUGCCUAGAAACGGCACACAACCCUGUUAUCACACUCUGUGGCCAUUUGUACUGCUGGCCUUGCAUUUACAAGUGGCUCCGAGUCCAAGGUUCAUCGCCUGAUGCCAACCAUCAGAAACAGGACUGCCCGAUCUGCAAGUCUAAUAUCGCUCUCAAUACGUUGGUGCCUCUCUAUGGCCGUGGUGCAUCCCCUUCUGAGUCUGAAACCAAGAAGCCUCAACUGGAUCUUGAUGUACCCCGCCCACCUCCUCCUGCCUUGAAUGCCUUGAUUACCUCAGCGUCACCUGCUUCCCUUAGAAGUCAACAAUUGAAUCCGCACUUUUUCCAGUCACAGACAUUAUACGGCCAUCAAUAUUUUCCCAACCCUUAUGGAGGUUCAACGAUGACAAGUCUAUUGAAUCCAACUAUUGUGAUGUUGGGAGAGCUGGUGUUUGAAAGGGUGUUUGGAAUGUCAGAUAUGAGGUUGUUUCCGUAUCCGAAUUCUUACACAAACCGUAGGAUGAGAAGGCAGGAAAUGCAGCUUGACAAGUCUCUCAGCAGAGUAUCAAUCUUCUUCUUUUGUUGCCUUAUCAUAUGUCUCCUCUCGUUUUGAUCAUAGUAUAUCUUAUAGGUCUACAAUUUAUAGUUGUAAAGAAAAGAAUUCACGAUUCAAGGCAAUUAUUGGAUCUUUGGCUGACGGGGUGGUUCUAAAGAAAUUUGCUGGACGUUCUUGGACGUGAGAGUUGAACUUUGAGCAUCUCUUGCAUUUGGCGCGGAUGUGAAUUGUACUUUUGAGAAUUGCGUAGCUGAUGGGAAUUGUACUUUGGAGAAUUGCGGAGCUCUUAAAUCUAAACAAAGGUAGAUUGCAAACAUAUUGUGAGAAAUUUUUUGUGAGUGAUCAUUGUUGGGGAUCUUUCAAUCUCUGAAAUUUCAGAAUAUACAUAAAUCUUCUUUUGGCAA
Molecule: messenger RNA, 1273 nt
Organism: Tripterygium wilfordii
Lineage: Eukaryota; Viridiplantae; Streptophyta; Magnoliopsida; Celastrales; Celastraceae
Product: E3 ubiquitin-protein ligase RMA3-like
Exons: 2
Coding region: 195-926 (243 amino acids)
Biological process (GO): ubiquitin-dependent protein catabolic process
Cellular component (GO): endoplasmic reticulum
Molecular function (GO): metal ion binding; ubiquitin protein ligase activity; ubiquitin-like protein conjugating enzyme binding
Source: RefSeq, a predicted model, not a curated record